ACGGCGGCUCUGCGGGCGGGGGCGGCCCCGGCAGCCGCGGUCAGGUGGCACCGCCGAGACGGAGCCGGCCGAGCACGAUAAAAGUCCCGGCCCGCCGCCGCCACGGCCGCGAGGGAGCGCGGAGCCGCCGCCCGGGAGCCAUGCUCAGCACUGGACACUCUCCGUGAGCCGUCCCAGCAGCCCGGAGCACCACGGUGCCACUCUGACUUAGAGCAGGACUUUGUUACCAAGGUGACUGAGCAGUGGGAGCUGUCCUGCCGCCACCAGGCCAGACAAUCCCUCCCUCGGCUGCACAUCCCCUUGGCUCUCUUCCCAUGAUGGAAGCCUGAGUGCCAGGAUCCUCCAUGACCUCCAGAAGCCACAACUCCCUGCCGAGAACUCUGAUGGCUCCGCGGAUGCUCUCGGAAGGUGCCCUGGGGGGCAUCGCCCAGAUCACGCCCUCGCUGUACCUGAGCCGGGGCAGCGUCGCCUCCAACCGGCACCUGCUGCUGUCGCGGGGCAUCACCUGCAUCAUCAACGCCACCAUCGAGAUCCCCAACUUCAACUGGCCGCAGUUUGAGUACGUCAAAGUGCCUUUGGCUGACAUGCCCAACGCCCCCAUCUCGCUGUACUUCGACAGCGUGGCCGACAAGAUCCAGAGCGUGGCGCGGAAGCACGGCGCGGCGCUGGUGCACUGCGCCGCCGGCGUCAGCCGCUCCGCCACGCUCUGCAUCGCCUUCCUCAUGAAGCACCACAAGGUCUCCCUCUUCGAGGCCUACAACUGGGUCAAGGCGCGGCGCCCCGUGAUCCGGCCCAACGUGGGCUUCUGGAGGCAGCUGAUAGACUACGAGAGGAAGCUCUUUGGGAAGACCACGGUUAAAAUGGUACAGACGCCCUAUGGCAUCAUCCCAGACGUUUACGAGAGAGAGAGGAGACCCCUGAUGCCUUACUGGGGAAUUUAAUGGGACUGCAGAGGGGGAGCACGACGGAAGGGACGCGCUGUUUCGAGUCCACCAGACUGGAGAUGUUCCCUUCUCCUUCUACAGCCAACUUUGGUUCUCUACCAUACAGCAGAACCUCAGUUCUCACCUCACUAACCUGCAAGGCCAACGAUUCCCUUCAAAGCAUUUUUCUCUAUGGGGAUUUCCCAUCUGCAUCUCUGAUUUAGCAAAACCAGGUCUCAUUAUAAGUUUAUUCCUUCCAUAAAGCUUAGUCUUUUUUCCUUUUUUUAGUCAGUUUAUUAAGAUCCUCGAGGAAGGGCCUAAGAGGCAUCGGGCAGAGUGGAUGGCCCAGGAGUGCUUUGUGCUGCAGCAGUAGCCUGGAUAUUUUGUUAUAGCUUGUUUGCUUCCUUGCAAAACCCUGUAGUGGCUCAGGAGCAGCACUAGCGAGGCCCUGCCCCACAGCAGCAGGUUUUCCAAGCACCAGGGAGGCAGGAAUACAGGGGCUGUGGUGCUGGUGUUUUCUUUAACAUUCAUAGUGACUCUCAGUAUAUAGUGUUUGAGACCUUUAGUCAGCUCUUAAUCGUAUUCAAAGUUAGGGGGAAAAAAGGGAAAAACAAACAAACAAAAAGAUUGAAUCAGUCCGUGUCGGCCACAAGUAAAAUAAAAAUUGAGCAAUUCAAAUCAAAUAAAUACAAGAUCCUUUUUCACUCAUUCCAUGCCAGGGCAAUAGCCCUGGAAUACACUUCAACUGCUGGAAAAUGCUGGUGUGUUUUGUGAGUGGAAAGUUGACAGAUCUUGUCCAGAAGUGAGAGGGUUGAAGCCGCUGGGCAGCCAAAGAGAUGCUCAGGAAUGUGAGCAUGGCCCCUGGCCGGGCUGGGCUGGGUGUGCCAGCAUGCCAGCAGAGCCAGCCCAGCCCGGGGGGCUCAAUCCCCCCGGGGAAGGCUCAAUCCGCUCGGGGAAGGCUGAAUCCCCCGGGGAGGAAGGCUCAAUCCCCUCGGGGAGGAAGGCUCAAUCCCCUCGGGGAAGGCUCAAUCCCCUCAGGGAAGGCUCAAUCCCCCGGGGAGGAAGGCUGAAUCCCCCGGGGAGGAAGGCUCAAUCCCCGGUUCCUCGGUGGCCUGGGUGUGCCAGCAUCCCAGCAGAGCCAGCCCAGCCCUGCAGGGCUCACUCCCCCUGCUCAGCUCCAGCUCCCCUCAGAGCUGCCUUAGCCCACUCCUGCCUCUCUCCAUUCCGUCCUCAAGGUUCUGCUGCAUCCCAGGGCUGCUCCUCUCUGUGCCCAGGGUGGUGGCAGAGGCCUGGCCUUGCUGGAGUGUGCCAUGCUCCAGCCCAGCCCUUCCCUGGAGAAGCCUCCCGUGGCUCCAGGGCAGGGGCCGGUGCCUUGGAGUGUGACGGGAGCCCUGAGCAGGCACCAGAGUUUCUGUUGCCUCUGGAGGAGGAGCAGGCAGAGUGCUGUGGUCGCUGUCUGAUUUAAAUGAGAUUCUAUACUUGUAAAAAAAAAAAAUCAAUAAAGAUUAAACCAGAA
Molecule: messenger RNA, 2439 nt
Organism: Passer montanus (Eurasian tree sparrow)
Lineage: Eukaryota; Metazoa; Chordata; Aves; Passeriformes; Passeridae
Gene: DUSP14
Product: dual specificity phosphatase 14
Exons: 3
Coding region: 345-941 (198 amino acids)
Biological process (GO): protein dephosphorylation
Cellular component (GO): cytoplasm
Molecular function (GO): MAP kinase tyrosine/serine/threonine phosphatase activity
Source: RefSeq, a predicted model, not a curated record